This is a messenger RNA of Laetiporus sulphureus 93-53, 400 nucleotides long. RefSeq lists its product as uncharacterized. The coding region runs from base 37 to 339 and encodes 100 amino acids. The record is from RefSeq and is a predicted model, not a curated record. NCBI's taxonomy places the organism in Eukaryota, Fungi, Basidiomycota, Agaricomycetes, Polyporales, Laetiporaceae. The transcript is spliced from 3 exons.
UACCGAGAUCCACGAACUGAAGCAGCAUUUGUCAAGAUGAUGGAUUUGGGCUUGAACGAGGUCCAUCUGGUCACAGAUGCCAGUGGAGGAAUUGGAUUGGUGAUAUGUGAAAUCUUCCUCAAGCAAGGCGCGAGAGUGACCGCGCACUACAACACCAAUGUAACCUCACUCGAGCCUCUCCUAGCUGAAUACGGCCCCUCUCGCAUAAGGACCAUUCAGGCAGACCUCUCGGAUGAGGAUGAUGUCAUCCUCAUGUUCAUCAAGGAGGACGAGGAGUUCGGCUCUGUCCAGGUCCUUGUCGUCAAUGUGACUGUGUCCGAGAUGACCCUCGAGCAAUGAAACUCGACGAUAAUGUCCAACUUGACAUUCUUGUUCCUUGUCGUCAGAGAAUACCUGAAAC